Molecule: messenger RNA, 1107 nt
Organism: Dermacentor albipictus
Lineage: Eukaryota; Metazoa; Arthropoda; Arachnida; Ixodida; Ixodidae
Source: RefSeq, a predicted model, not a curated record
CACCAGCGGCGUGCCAGCGGGAACGUCUCGUGAACGUCGGCUGCGGCGGUGUUCUUGUGUGUGAGAAAGAGCGUGCUGAUGCCAUGCCAUCCGGCGGUCCAAGUUACGGCAGCUACUGCUGUGUGUCGUGGUGCUUCAACAACGGCAAAACCCAGAAGAAGCCAGGAACGAAUUUCUUCCGCAUACCACGGGACGGCAGGAUGACAGCAUGGAUGCAGUACGCUGGAAGAGACGAUCUUCUGAGUAAGCCGGGCAGCGUAUUGUACGCAACCUACAGAGUUUGCAGCGACCAUUUCACUGCUGAAAGUUUCAUGGACCCUGGGCAUACAAGGCUUACAAAAAUGGCUGUGCCAAGUGUGCACCCAGUUGCACCUUGUUCUUUGAGCGUCGCUUCUCCUAGUGACUGCCACAUGACUGCAGAAGCUGCACUACAAGGAUCUGCGGAAGAGGCUUCGAACAGCGACCCCCACACAUUGAGGUGCCCUGAUGAGCAGGUUGGCAACUCCCUUGUAGCUGGCAAAGGGGCAUCUGCUGAUCUCGGCCUGCCGGAGGAAACCUUGACCAAUCGUUCAGUUGUGACAGAAGGAACUUCUAUGAUCGGCACCUUGCAACUUUCUUCCGACAGCAGUGUCCGAGGCGCUGAACAAGCUUCACAGGACACCCUAGAAGAUGUGUCUGCCAACAGCUCCAUGAAUGAGUGCCCUACUGCAAAUGAGAUUUCCUGCGUGCCAACGACAAGUUGUGCAUCAAAAAUGUACAACCAAACCAUCAAACGUCUCCAAGCCAAAGUAGCAGCACAGCGGAAAACUAUCAAAAGACUGCUGAGACAGGCUCAAAAAUCACCGUCAUCGAUUACAAAGGCUCUUGGCAUUAUCCGACCAGUCUCGCUAACCAAAACUUCUUUCGACACAUGUUCGCUUGAGGCCAAAAGGCAAGGGCAAGCGGUUUCCCGUUUGGUUUAAGAAAUUCGCUCUUCACCUAAACUUCCGUGGCCCGCGAGCAUACCGAUUUCUGGCUCCAUAUUUUUCUUUGCCCUCCCGGCGUACAUUAAGAAGGUGGCUAGCCAAUGUAAAGAUGACUCCAGGCACAAUUCCUGGAAUCAUUUCU